AUGUAUGGUCGAUCGCCUGUCUUACCAUUCGAUUAUCAAGAUGCAAAUGUUACGAUCGCAUAUGAUUCUAAACAUGCGAAAAAACUUAGUCAAUUUUUAUCAAAAUUAAACGAACAAGCAAAGAUUAAUAUUAUAAAAAAUCAAGAACGAUAUAAACAACGUUAUGAUGUAAAUCGUUCUGAUUCAUCGCACAACAUCGGUGAUUUAGUUCUUGUUAAAACGCUCAACAUCCGUUACAAAUUUGAUGUUCGUUAUGAAGGACCCUUUAGAAUUAUUCAAACAAUUACACCUAAAACAUUUAUCGUCCAACACGUCAAAAAACCAACAUUAUAUCGUCAAGUUACAACCGACGUGUUACUACCAAUAUUUCAACGAAUUUAUUAA
Rotaria sp. Silwood2 is the source of this 384-nucleotide messenger RNA. Lineage: Eukaryota; Metazoa; Rotifera; Eurotatoria; Philodinida; Philodinidae. The record is from the annotation of a GenBank genome assembly.